Molecule: messenger RNA, 2196 nt
Organism: Drosophila obscura
Lineage: Eukaryota; Metazoa; Arthropoda; Insecta; Diptera; Drosophilidae
Product: 5-hydroxytryptamine receptor
Exons: 5
Coding region: 298-2160 (620 amino acids)
Biological process (GO): G protein-coupled receptor signaling pathway
Cellular component (GO): membrane
Molecular function (GO): G protein-coupled receptor activity
Source: RefSeq, a predicted model, not a curated record
AAAACAACAACAAAAUAAAUAAAAUAUAAAAGGAAGAAAAAAAGUAAAAGAAUCGACGGCGUGUGGAAACUGCAAUAACAGCAAAAAAAAAAAAAAAAGAAAUAUGCAAAAUAGUUCUAACUGUAAAUUACAGUGCCUUCUAUAAAAUAAACAACGUCGCUAUCACCACCAAGAAUAUCCCUCAACGGCAACAAAAACAGAAGCAGCAGCAGCAGCAGGAGCAGCAGAAGCGAAGGAGCAGCAUCAACCCAAAAAUUUCGUUAAGCAAAACACGCGGCAGGCACCUUUUAGUAUGAAAUGAGGCGGCCAGACAAACGCAUCGACAACGAAGAUCGAACACGGAUUGGCAUACGACUAGCGACAGCGACAGCGACGGUUACGUUUACGGUUACGUUUACGUUUACGGGCAGCAUGAACAGCAACAAUCUGCAGCAAUGGUGGGAGCACACAUACCGGCGGCAUCAUCUGGAGACGAACAACGACCUCGACACCACGGAGCUGCACUAUGCGCUCCUCGAGCAUAAUCAGCUUGGCGGCAGCGGCACCGGCACCUGGACCCUGCCCACCACGGAGCUGGAGGGCUCAGCCACGGAUUUCGAUUACGGCAACUUUAGUCUGAUUAAUCCGUACGAUCUGGAUGCUGCUGACGCUGCUGCUGGCGGCGGCGGCGGCGAUUCAGAGAAUGCCAUAUCCUCGCUGACGCUGCUCCUGCUGGCCGUCAGCUAUGGUCUCGUCGUCUUUGGCGGCGUUGUGGGCAACUCCACCUUGGUGCUCACCCUUUGCUCGGCCUCGUCGGUGCGCCUGCGGAAUCCCCUGCUGCUGGCCGUGUGCAUUGCCGAUCUGCUGGUCACGGGCAUAUCGGCACCCGUCACCCUGCUGAACCUGGCCAUGAAUCGCAAGACCAGAUCCCUGCCGCUGGUGCUGUGCAAGGUCAUACACUACAUUCAGGUCAUGCCCGUGGCGGCCAGCACCAUUUCCUUCUUCAUGCUCUCCCUGGAUCGCUAUGCCACCGUUAAGCAUCCUCGCUUGGCCCAGCUGCGACAGCGUCGCUACCUGCACGUCUCCCUGGCGCUGAUCUCCUGGCUGGCCUCGGCCGCCAUCAGCACGCCGUUUCUAUUCGCCUACAAGAUCAUAGCCAAGUCGGUCAUCGUCAAGGGGCGAGCAGGGGGCGGCAGCACGAAUGCCAGCACCAGCACCACACCGAAUCCCGUUAGCAUCAGCUGCACCUCCGAUCUGGGCGCCAAUGCCAUGUUCAUGUCGUUCAUCAUCUUCCACACGAUAGCCGUGUUCGUGCUGCCCGGCGUGGGGGUGCUGCUCAAUCACUACGGGGUGCGGCGCAAGCUCUGCGCUCUGUCGCUGACGGCUCGUGCGGCGCACGGGGAGCUGCCGCUGCCCAUGCCCAUCCUGCGGCGCCAGACGCACAUGGUGAUUGUGACGGGCUGUGCCAACGCACAGCAGGCGGCCUGCGGUGGCCCCACCACCGUGGACGAUACCUCGAAUGGGAAUGGCACUGGCGGUGGCGGCGGACAAAUGGCCGUCAGUCCGGGCGACAUACAAAUGCACACGCUACAGCCCCGCGUGCCGCAGGCAUCCGGUUCGGUCCUUGAGCCGGGCUCCUUUCGGUCCAGCAACCCCAUAUCGCCCAGAGCCAUGAGGGAGAUACGCAUCCAUUCGCAGCGCCAGCGAAUACAUCGCGCGGGCCGUGGUCGGGGUCCGGCCACGCCUGGCAUACCGCUGCCACAGACAUCGACGCUGAGGUCACGCCGCCACUUGGCCAACAUGCUGAUCGCCUCCGCCAUCAUCUUUAUCGUUUGCUGGGCGCCGCAUGUCUUUUGCAUAUUCUAUAAGAAUUUCGGCUACAAGCAAUACUGCAGCAAAUCCUCCGUCUACUUCAGUCUGUUGUUGGGCUAUUUCUAUUCGGCCAUCAGUCCGGUCAUCUAUUGGGCGCUCAACCACAAUUCGCUACGACAAUCGCCCUGUGCGCCCAUCAUACGGCUGCGCUCCAUGCAAAAUUUUCUGAGAUCACGCUUCCGGACGCACACAGUGCCACCGCCGCCAUCGUCCACCAAUGAGGCGGCGCUGGGCGCAUUCAAUCCCAAACUGAUCAAGCUGACACCGAAACAGUAUAGAGCUCAGGCUUCUUCGCAUUAUCUCUACUAGUGUGAUACUAAACUAAACUAAAACUAAAACAAAAAC